Messenger RNA from Actinia tenebrosa (Australian red waratah sea anemone), 1801 nucleotides. RefSeq names its product deoxynucleoside triphosphate triphosphohydrolase SAMHD1-like. Lineage: Eukaryota; Metazoa; Cnidaria; Anthozoa; Actiniaria; Actiniidae. Gene Ontology annotation, biological process: dGTP catabolic process. Gene Ontology annotation, cellular component: nucleus. The record is from RefSeq and is a predicted model, not a curated record. Gene Ontology annotation, molecular function: dGTPase activity.
AAAAAAAAAAAUUCAACGCUUGAUAAAUAUUCAGGGAGCGUCCUCUAAAACAGCCCCAUGACGCAGAGCGCUCCCUACUCGUUACCAGUUUUCCGCGCAACCUUGGAAAGGCCAAUAUUGGCCAAUAUAGUGUACAUCUAGUAAAAUCUAUUUUAGUAUUUAAUCAACUUUUACAGGACAUCCUAUCUUGCUGGCUAUUUCGUAGAAAGCUUGAUAAGGAAACAAGAAGAGUUAAAUAUUGUUGAAAACGACGUGUUAUGCGUCAAAAUUGCCGGCCUUUGUCAUGACUUGGGGCAUGGACCGUUUUCCCAUAUGUUUGACAACCAUUUUAUUCCUAAAGUGAAACCUGGACUGAAGUGGUCGCAUGAGAAAGCCAGUGAAGAAAUGUUUGACGAUCUCAUUGAAUCGAAUGAAAAUGUUAAGAAAAUGUUUGAAGACUGCGAACUCGGUGACAAAGACAAAUGUUUUAUCAAGAAAUUAAUGACUGGUGAAAAACCAAAUUCUGAAAAGGAAUGGAAGGAAGUCGGAAGAGAAAAGAAUAAACCGCGUUUUCUUUUUGAGAUUGUCGCUAACAAGAUCAACGGUAUUGACGUCGACAAGUGGGAUUACUUUGCACGUGACUGUCGAUAUCUUGGCAUCAAGAGCUCCUUUGAUCACAUGCGAUGUAUACCGCUGGCAAGAGUGAUCAAAACUAAAGAAGAAGAUUUAGCAGAGAUUUGCUAUCGUGACAUCGCGGCGGGAAAUAUCUACGAUUUGUUCCACACAAGACUUAGUAUCCAUAAAAAGGCCUGUCAGCAUAAGACGGUAAACGCCAUCGAAAUGAUAGCUUUCCUUGAAUGGUGUAAACAUCGGGGAUAUGAGGUCGAGAACAAGUUGCAGGAGCCAAGAGAUCCAAGAACCGACCAAAACCCAAACGGUCAAGUCGAAGAAGAUGACGAUCUUCAUGAUCCUGAUGACCCUCCACCCGUCGCCUGCUAAUCUACGACCAGUUCCCAUCACCCUGCAUGCACUUAUUAUCUACCAAUAUGAAUUGUAAUUCUGGUUUUUGUAGUUUUGUAGUCUUUCACUGCUUUGAUUAUUUUAUCCACUUACAAGCUUCGUUCUAUUCUACCAAUAGCGGUCGACCUAAUAAUUGAUGCAUAAAGAAACUUUAUGAAUUUUAUGAUUUUGCACUUAGCUUUAAGCGAAAUUCAUCUGUAUACUGCUUUCUUAGCCGGAGCAGUUUUCGUGUGACUGUGAAAAGCUCGCGGCACGAACACGGUCGGGACACGGCAAGGCAUACGCCAAACCAAUCACACUGCGCGAGAACUUACACUCCAUCCAAUCAAAUACCCGGAACACAGCAUAAACAAGGCGCAGACACGGUCUUAGCCGAGGUCAAGGCACUGCCAGACUAAAUACCUUUUGCGCGAGUAAAAAUAAGCCCAUCAAAAUUUUAGAAAACAUCCCAAGUCAMAGUCGCGACAAGAUACGCAUACAUCUAUUUCAAAAAAACGUUGUCUGUUGGGGAUACGGCACCGAGCUUUUCACAGUCAUACCAAAACUGGUGUAAUCUUGACUUUGUGUUACUUCUGUGCACAAAGAUGAAAACUGCUACAGUCAUUAAUGCAAAGUGCACCUAAAAGUUGUUUAACCACAUUAUGCCCAAAGUAAAAGACUCGCUAAAUCUAGAAAUUGCUUAUUUGUUUGUUGAUUAUAUAGAAAAAAACUCGUAAGAAAUAAACGUUUGCUUGAACAAAGUGUUACCAUGCUCGGGAUGGGGUCCCAAAAGCAUCGAGAAAAUAGAAAAUUGGUAAAGGAA